Cryptosporidium ubiquitum is the source of this 2643-nucleotide messenger RNA. RefSeq names its product beta-adaptin AP complex subunit-related protein. The record is from RefSeq and is a predicted model, not a curated record. The transcript has a single exon. Gene Ontology annotation, cellular component: membrane coat; clathrin adaptor complex. The coding region runs from base 1 to 2643 and encodes 880 amino acids. NCBI's taxonomy places the organism in Eukaryota, Apicomplexa, Conoidasida, Eucoccidiorida, Cryptosporidiidae. Gene Ontology annotation, biological process: intracellular protein transport; vesicle-mediated transport.
AUGCGAAAAGGAGUUGUUUCUAUUAACUAUGGAGAUGCAGCAGUUACAGCUGAAGGUAAUAUUGAAAACCAAAAUGAAAACGAGCUAUUUGUGGAUCACAGAAGAGGAGAGGUUAAUGAUUUGUACGAGAAACUUCAGGAUAUUACAUUAAUUAAGGAUAGAGAAAAAAGAAUUGAACUUUUUCAGAAAGCCAUUGCACUUAUGACUUUGGGAGUGGACGUCUCUUCCUUAUAUAGUCUGAUGAUUCUUGCCAGUGCUACGCAUGACCAAGUUGAGAAGAAAAUCAUAUACUUAUAUCUAACUCACUAUGCUGAGAGAAACUCAGAGCUUGCUCUUUUGAUGGUGAAUACUUUAAGGAAAGAUAGUGAGGAUGAAGACCCAGUAAUAAGGAGUCUUGCCCUGAGAAGUUUUUCUUCUCUAAAAAUCCCAAUAGCCAUUGAAUAUAUUGAGCCAAUUCUAAGGAAUGGUCUCAAUGAUUCAGUUGGAUAUGUCAGAAAGACUGCAGUAAUGGGAUGUCUCAAGUUUUUUCAAUAUUCUAAAAACAAUUUUUUGAAUACUAAUUUAUUGGAAACCCUAACUUAUAUGUUGGACACAGAGUUAGAUCCCAGUACAAUAAUUAAUUUGGUUUAUGUCUUAAAUGAAAUCAAUAAAGAAACAGGAGGAGCAACUUUUACAAAACAAUUUAUCUUAAAGAUUCUUACCAAUAUUAAGUCUUUCAAUGAAUGGAGUCAGUAUCAUAUUUUACAACUAAUCUUUCAAAAUCUUUCAAGUAUAGUUCAACAAGAUCAGCCAUAUCCUCUAGAAUCUACUAUUGAAGAACAGGUACCCUCUUCUGAUGUUUUUCAGAUCUUAAAUUCUUUAGAGGAAGUAAUCAGACAUUCAAGUGUAAAUGUAUUACUAAUAAGCAUUCAAAUAUUUAUUUCUUUGACAAAAGCUUAUCCAAAGUUAUUCUCCCAAGUAGUACAGAGAAUUAAGUCUCCACUAUUUACUCAUGCAUCUACCUCUAUACCAGAAAUCUCUGUGAUAGUUUACUCUCAUAUGAGACUUUUGUUUUCAUUCUUUUCAAAUUAUUCUAAAGAUGGAAUAUUUAUUGAAGAACCAAACAGAACCUUUUAUUCAUCAUCUUCAAUACUGUCUUACUAUUAUAAUGAAUACAAACUACUUAUGUCAAGAAAUGGAGAUCCAUACUAUAUUCAAGAUAUUAAGCUGGAUCUGAUUCCUUUUUUAAGUUCUGAAGAAAACACCAAAUAUAUCUUAGAAGAGCUCUACCACUAUUCUUAUGAGCUUGGAAAUCCUUCUCUAAUACAUAAAUCUAUCUAUUUAAUGUCAGUUUUAAUAAUUAAGUAUAUUCAAAUUAGGCUAGAUAGUACUCCAGAAGAUUUGAAACCUAGUGAGACACUUAAGGAUGACCAUAUAAUUAAAGCUUAUAUUAAUUUUUCAAAAGAUCUUAUGGAAUCAGAGAAAGAACAGAUACUUAGUCCAAUUUUGAUGGGUCUGGAGUUGGUUUCAGAGUCUUUUCCCUGGGCUAUAGAAGAAUUAAUUGGAAGAUACUUCCAGAUAAGCCUUAUUGAGAAACUUAGCUUUAAAACUGGAGGAAUUUGUUCAUUUUUGUGGAUUAUGGCAAAAUUCCCAGAUUAUGUAUAUUGUGACAAGGCAGAGAUUCUUGAUUAUAUUAUAACAAACCUGAUUGAUGUAUUUGAAAAGAAUUCAGACAACAUAGAAAGCCUAAUAAAUAGGCCAUCCAACUUGUUUAGUAUUCUUAUUACAAGUUGUUGUAGACUUUUGUUUGAUUCUCCCGAAGAUGUGAGACCAAUAUUAGGUAGACUUUUGGAAUUUUCAAUAGAAAGAAUGGAUUAUCCAGAUGUCAAAGAUUUGGCUCUAUUUUACUACAGAUUACUCCAAUUUGAUUACAAAAUUGCGAGGACUGUCAUCCAAGAUGACUCUGGAGAAUACAUGCCUAAGGGAAAGUAUCCACCUUCAAUUUAUAUUCUUAAGGACUACUUUUUCAGAUGGAAGAAUGAUAACUUAUUUCAAGAGUUUAAUACAUGCUCCAUAGUAUCUGAACAUUAUAAACAAAUGGGAGUAAAGUUUGAUUUUUUUGGACAUUGUCUAUGCAAUGAGACAGAAGCUCAAUUUGGAGAUUCAAAAAGUAUUGAGAAUAUCAAGACAAUAACAGGAAAUUCUUCAAAAAUAUCAGGAAAAUCCACAAAUUUAAGACUUAAACAGUCAGUUUUCAUGGAACCUGAUGAGUUUGAAAGACUUUGGAAUAAAUUGAAAGAGAGCUUAGAGAUUCAAGAAGAAAUGGACUGUCAGACUUUCGAGAACUUUGAGUUUAUGUCUUCUUUUGAAGAUGAUCUAGGGAAAGAGGGAAUCAUUUGCAUUGCUUCCGGAGAAAUAGAUGAGAAAUCCUUCAAGCUCUUUACUUUUUGUGUGGUUGAGGACUUACAAAAUUCCCUAGAUCUUCCUUGUUUGUGCGAAAUUACCUUAGAAUACUCUAUUUCAAAGAGAGUGCACCAUGUUUCGGCUCAGAUUAAGGUAGAUACUCAAGAUUUAACAGACUUAAAUACCUCAUCAUACUGUAACUACACAUGGUCUUGGAUUAGAAGAAUUUUUGAUUCAAAUCUAAUAGUUAUAAGAUCCUAA